Messenger RNA from Rhinopithecus roxellana (golden snub-nosed monkey), 1945 nucleotides. It is a transcript of the gene CHST13, whose product is annotated as carbohydrate sulfotransferase 13. Bases 206 to 1231 code for a protein of 341 amino acids. Gene Ontology annotation, molecular function: sulfotransferase activity. The transcript has 3 exons. Gene Ontology annotation, cellular component: membrane. The record is from RefSeq and is a predicted model, not a curated record. NCBI's taxonomy places the organism in Eukaryota, Metazoa, Chordata, Mammalia, Primates, Cercopithecidae. Gene Ontology annotation, biological process: carbohydrate biosynthetic process; proteoglycan biosynthetic process.
UGCCGCCCCACCGUGUCCCAUCUACUCAGUCCCCAGCGACUCGCAGUGGCUCGUGGGGCUGCAGUCCAGGCGCCGUGCUCCCCUGCCCUGCGCGGAGCCGCGCGUCUUGGUAGGCGCUGCGCUGCCGGGGCCGGGUCCUGGGCCAGGGCACCUCUGCCCCCAGCCGGACCCAGCGGACUGUCCUCCGCCGCUUGCCCGGCACAGCAUGGGGAGGCGCUGCUGGCGGCAGCGCGUGCUGGCUGCCGCCUGUCUAGGCGCCGCGCUCCUGCUCCUGUGCGCCGCGCCCCGUACCCUGCGCCCGGUAUUUGGAAACAGAGCCCUGGGCUCCAGCUGGCUUGGUAGGGAGAGGAGAAGCCCCCUGCAGAAGCUCUAUGACCUGGAUCAGGACCCGCGCUCUACCCUGGCGGAGGUGCACCGGCAGCGGCGUGACCUGCUAAGCAGCGCCUGUAGCCGCCACACACGCCGGCAGCGCUUGCUGCAGCCAGAGGACCUGCGGCACGUGCUGGUGGACGACGCGCAUGGCCUGCUCUACUGCUACGUGCCCAAGGUGGCGUGCACCAACUGGAAGCGCGUGCUGCUGGCGCUGAGCGGCCAAACCCGCGGCGACCCGCGCGCCAUCCCCGCGCACGAGGCGCACGCGCCCGGCCGCCUGCCCUCGCUGGCCGACUUCAGCCCCGCCGAGAUCAACCAGCGCCUGCGUGCCUACUUGACCUUUCUGUUCGUGCGGGAGCCCUUCGAGCGCUUGGCGUCGGCCUACCGCAACAAGCUCGCGCGCCCCUACAGCGCUGCCUUCCAGAGGCGCUAUGGCGCACGUAUCGUUCAGCGCCUGCGGCCACGCGCGCUCCCCGACGCCCGGGCCCGCGGGCACGACGUGCGCUUCGCAGAGUUCCUGGCCUACCUGCUGGACCCGCGCACGCGGCGCGACGAGCCCUUCAACGAGCACUGGGAGCGCGCGCACGCGCUCUGCCACCCGUGCCGCCUCCGCUACGACGUCGUGGGCAAGUUCGAGACGCUGGCGGAGGACGCGGCCUUCGUGCUGGGCCUGGCGGGCGCACCCGACCUGAGCUUCCCCGGGCCACCGCGGCCCCGGGGGGCCGCCGCCUCCCGCGACCUGGCAGUGCGCCUCUUCCGGGACAUCAGCCCCUUCUACCAACGGCGCCUCUUUGACCUCUACAAGAUGGACUUCCUGCUCUUCAACUACUCCACCCCUUCCUACCUGCGGCUGCACUAGCGGUCCUAGAGGGCCUGUGGCCACACGGGGCAAGUGCCUUUCCGACAGGACCCCCGGGGAAUGCAGGUGCUGCUGGCCCCAGGGCCCCUCUUCAAGAGCCACUGCGUGCACUCACCUGGCCGCCGGCCCAGCGGGCGCAGGGCACACUUGGCCGGGCUUGGGGGCAGCCCAUCUCCCGUGGCCCUGUACGCGUGUGCCUGCUUCGGCCUGUCGCUUGAGGCCUGCUUCCUCCACUUGCUCCAGCUGACAGGCACCUCUCCAGGCCCCGUAGAUGGGCAAGGACUUGGUAACCAGGGUUUUAGGCUUUUAAAGGCCAUUUUGGGGGGUCAGCCCUGCCCCUGAACCUGUUUAUGGUGCAUCAGAACAGAAUGCUGACACCCGUGUUGGUGUGGCCCGAGCCUGUGCCCUCCCCACCUGGCCCACCCUGGCAAGGACAGGUGUGGCCAAGGACGAAAGCCCUCCGUUGGCUGGCCUCACGAUGGGGCCAUCCCGGGAGCCAGCUGGGAGCUGCCUUCCACUGCCAUCGGGCCUCUGCUCCUCUCCCAUGUGGCUGGCCCUGCCCAGGCACCACCUUCGGUCUCAGUCUGGCAAGACGCUGGGUCUUGAGGCUCCAUGCCAACAGAGCCCCUGGUGCAAUGCAGUCACAGGUUUUAUGGGACUUUGGUGAGCUGGGCAGUCAUGGUUUUGAAAUAAAUGUAUUUUGUUACUUUCUGA